CCGCGUCAGCGCCGGAGGGCGGGGCCGCGCGCGGAGGAGACCGGCUGGAGCUGCGCCUGUGGCCGCCCGGCCUCCUCCCGCAGCUCACCCGCAUCCCGGCUCUCGGCUUCCUUCCCUGCCGCGUCCCCGCGCGAAGAUGGCCACGGACGGGCUGCAUGAGAACGAGACGUUGGCGUCGCUGAAGAGCGAGGCCGAGAGCCUCAAGGGCAAACUGGAGGAGGAGCGGGCCAAACUGCACGACGUGGAGCUGCACCAGGUGGCAGAGCGGGUGGAGGCUCUGGGACAGUUUGUCAUGAAGACCAGAAGGACCCUCAAAGGCCAUGGGAACAAAGUUCUCUGCAUGGACUGGUGCAAAGAUAAGAGGAGGAUCGUGAGCUCCUCACAGGAUGGGAAGGUGAUCGUGUGGGAUUCCUUCACAACUAACAAGGAACAUGCAGUCACUAUGCCCUGCACGUGGGUGAUGGCGUGUGCGUAUGCCCCGUCGGGAUGCGCCAUUGCAUGUGGUGGUUUGGAUAAUAAGUGUUCUGUGUAUCCUCUGACGUUUGACAAAAAUGAAAACAUGGCUGCCAAAAAGAAGUCUGUUGCUAUGCAUACCAACUACCUGUCAGCCUGCAGCUUCACCAACUCUGACAUGCAGAUCCUGACGGCGAGCGGUGAUGGGACGUGUGCCCUGUGGGACGUGGAGAGCGGGCAGCUGCUGCAGAGCUUCCAUGGGCAUGGGGCUGACGUGCUCUGCUUGGACUUGGCCCCCUCAGAAACAGGAAACACCUUCGUGUCUGGGGGAUGUGACAAGAAAGCCAUGGUGUGGGACAUGCGCUCUGGCCAGUGUGUGCAGGCCUUUGAAACACACGAAUCUGACAUCAACAGUGUCCGAUACUACCCUAGUGGAGAUGCCUUUGCUUCAGGAUCAGAUGACGCUACGUGUCGCCUCUACGACCUCCGGGCAGACAGAGAGGUCGCCAUCUAUUCCAAAGAGAGUAUCAUAUUUGGAGCAUCCAGCGUGGACUUCUCCCUCAGUGGUCGCCUGCUGUUUGCUGGCUACAACGAUUAUACCAUCAAUGUCUGGGAUGUUCUCAAGGGAUCCCGAGUCUCCAUCCUGUUUGGACAUGAAAACCGCGUUAGUACUCUACGAGUUUCCCCUGAUGGCACUGCUUUUUGCUCAGGAUCCUGGGAUCAUACCCUAAGAGUCUGGGCAUAAUCGUUUUCGAAUGCAUAGAGAGGCAUCUGAGGAUAGAAUUUGAAAUCGUCACAUGUAAAUAGACCUUACUUCUGGAGGAUUUGAGAGUUUAUCACACCUUAGCUAAAGGGAGCAACUCCAUGGUUGAAAGUUCACCAAACAUCUCCAAUAUUACUAUUAAAACUACCACCCCUGGAAAAAUACUACUGUGAGCCUUCAGCACUAGGAGAACAUCUUCAAGUACAAUCUUUCUCGUUUUGAACACUUUUUAAAAUGUAUUUGUUUUUAAGGUUAUUCUUAAUUAUACUAAUCUCAACUCUGUUACCAACAGAAUUCAGCAUUUAAUACAGUCCAUAUUAUUUCUUUGAAUCAAAUUUGUUUCCAGAGCACUUUAAAAUCUGAUUUUUUCUCAGCGUGCACUGACUUUUGGAACCUUCCAGAAGUGCUCAUUUUAGGGGAUUGUAUGAGAAGGACUGUGUUAAUUGAUCUGUGAUAGAAGAAAGUUCCAGUUCCAAAUGUAAUUAGACAAAAUCACUUUUUUUCAAUGUGUUCUUAUUGUAAAGGAUCUUUUUCAG
This is a messenger RNA of Rhinolophus ferrumequinum (greater horseshoe bat), 1752 nucleotides long. RefSeq names its product G protein subunit beta 5 (gene GNB5). The record is from RefSeq and is a predicted model, not a curated record. The coding region runs from base 137 to 1198 and encodes 353 amino acids. Gene Ontology annotation, molecular function: protein binding; signaling receptor complex adaptor activity. The transcript is spliced from 11 exons. Gene Ontology annotation, biological process: G protein-coupled dopamine receptor signaling pathway; G protein-coupled receptor signaling pathway. Gene Ontology annotation, cellular component: cytoplasm; heterotrimeric G-protein complex. Lineage: Eukaryota; Metazoa; Chordata; Mammalia; Chiroptera; Rhinolophidae.